AUGUCCAUCGGGGGUGGCGGCGAGGUCAACCGUAAUACCUACAGCUAUGUAGGGAAGCACCUCUCUGUUUUGGGUGGAGGGAAGAACUACUACUCAAGUCAGGUUCGAGCGUUACGACUCCCGUUCGCAAGGCACAGAGGAUUGUGGAGAAGCGAAAGACUUUGUUACACAGAAUCCUUGAUGGAUAACAAGCCGUUCAGACGUCCGUACAGCGUGUCCCUCCGUGCCAUUACGAAAAAAUUGGAGGACACUUUGACGAAUGGAGGAAGUCGGAUCUUCAAGAAGUCACAGAGGCGAUUACGUUCUGAAUGUGACGAAACAUCGGAUGAGGACCAUGAGCCUCCCAGGAAUUGGAGCAGUACACUGCGUCAAAUCAAGCAAUUAAAAUCUGAGAACAAAAGGCUCAAAGAAAGCAAUUAUAAACAAAUUGUAGAAGCAAUCAGGGACCUGCCAGCUGUUGUUCAAAACUUAAGACACAUAACUGAGCAGCUUUCAUCGUUCUCAAAGUCUUCCUCUGCUGAAUCAACACCUGUGCGACUAGUGCGAUCUGAACACUUGCCUGUAUCCUCUCCUGCAUCUCCUCAAGAGGAGUCUGUUGACAUGGUGUCUCUGGUGCCAGGCUCAGACGUCAAAGUCAACAAAAUGAAGCUGAACUCUCUCCGAACUUCAAAUUCGUCAGUUUAUGUUGGAGACCUUGCUGUCCUAAUCUUUGGCAGAGAAACGCUGGCUAGCUCAAGUCUGACCGGGAGACAGUCAGCAGCACAUAAAGAUGUGGAGUCCAAGCCGCAACUGGAUGCUGCUAAAUUGGAUGCCAUUGUUGGGUACGCUCGGUCGAGGUUUCCAUCUUUGAGCGUUCAAGAUAUAAGAAAAAUAAUAAGAAAGAAGUGCAACAAUGAAAACUUCAAAAAAGGAUCAACGGCCAAGCAAGUGGAUGCUACACAGAAUUAA
Messenger RNA from Knipowitschia caucasica, 948 nucleotides. The record is from the annotation of a GenBank genome assembly. NCBI's taxonomy places the organism in Eukaryota, Metazoa, Chordata, Actinopteri, Gobiiformes, Gobiidae.